Molecule: messenger RNA, 2245 nt
Organism: Ostrea edulis (European flat oyster)
Lineage: Eukaryota; Metazoa; Mollusca; Bivalvia; Ostreida; Ostreidae
Product: b(0,+)-type amino acid transporter 1-like
Exons: 13
Coding region: 426-1865 (479 amino acids)
Biological process (GO): amino acid transmembrane transport
Cellular component (GO): membrane
Molecular function (GO): L-amino acid transmembrane transporter activity
Source: RefSeq, a predicted model, not a curated record
UGGAUCUGUGUACUACGUAAGCCGAUUGGUGCCAUGUAAAAAAAUAUAUAUAUAUCUGGAGACCGCCAAAUAAGUUUCUGGGGAUUGCCACAUGAAAUUAUCCGGAGACCGCCAUAUAAAUACAGGUAUCUGCAUGGUGACCAACAGAAACGUAUUUGACGACCGUCAGAUAAUUUUCUGGCGGCCGGCAGAAUGUUUUUUAUUUCACCUGGCACCAAUCGGCUUCCGUACUGAAUUUAAAUAGCAGGACGUUAUGAAUUAAUUAUAGGCGACAAGUAGUUAAUCUUCAAUGUCCGUGAGCAUCAACAGAUAGCGGUGCACAUGAUGCUCUUUACGUAAGGUUCAUCUAAAUAAGAGUGAUCAAUAAAGUGACACUUUAGCCUGACAACGACUUAUUUUCUUGAAAUCGGUAACUGACAAAAGAUAUGACUAAAGAACUAGGAAAUGAUGUCCCUAUUGAAACAGACGUGUUUGUUCGCCGUAAACUCGGACUGCCCAGCGGAAUUUCCUUCAUAGUGGGGACAAUUAUAGGGUCGGGGAUUUUUAUAUCCCCCAAAGGCGUGUUGCUGGGUACCGGUUCUGUGGGGCUGUGUUUGGUCGCGUGGGGCGUGUCUGCUGUCAUCUCACUCUGUGGAGCAUUAGUGAUGGCUGAGCUUGGCCUUCUUGUACCAAAAUCUGGUGGUCCAUAUAUAUACUUACUAAGAGCUUUCGGAACCUUUCCGGCUUUUCUCUUUGUAUGGGUACACUCCACGGUAAUCAGCCCUGGGUCGCUCCUCAUCAAAAGCCUCACUGUGGCCGAGUACGUCUCCCGUGCAACGAUAGACGACUGUCAAAGAACGAAAGGCUGGACUAAACUGUUGGCGGCGUGUGUCAUUAUUAGCGUGACCACUAUCAAUAUUCUGAGUGUUCGAUUAGCAGCGCGGACGCAGGUGUUGUUUUCCAUCAUUAAAGUGGGUGGUUUACUUGUCAUCAUCGGCGGAGGAAUACAUCAGCUAGCGAUAGGGAAUCCGGGCAUACUGGACACCGGAUUCGAGGGGUCCACAACGGAACUGAGUGAAUUUGCUGUAGCACUGUACAGUGGCUUGUGGGCAUACGGUGGAUGGGGAAAUCUGAAUUAUGCUGUGGAAGAAUUGAAAACUCCCAAAAGAAACCUUCCUCUGUCCAUCGGCCUGUCCAUGGUCAUCGUGGUCUUCAUCUAUAUGCUGGUCAAUGUGUCCUAUUUCACUUUAUUAACCAAGGAGGAGUUCCUAUCGUCCUGGGCAGUCGGUGUGACUUGGGCCGAGAAGCUGUUUGGAAGAGGUGCCAUAUUUGUUCCCAUUAUCGUGGCCUGUUCGGUGUUCGGUUCUGCUAAUGGCGGUGCCUUUGUGGGCUCGAGAGUUAUCUUCGCGGCAGCCAGGGACCACAACUUCCCCGAGGUGUUCUGUUACCUCAACGUCCAUUCUCUGAUUCCAACCCCCUCCGUUAUUUUCAUGACCCUGCUGUCGUUGCUAUACCUCAUCCUCCCGGGUAACGUGGGCUCUGUGAUCAAUGUAAUGGGCUUCAUAUCUUGGGGGACCUGGGGACUCGUCAUGGUGUCCCACAUAGUGUUCAAAUUCAAGGAGGACACCAAGAACAUUCCUCGACUAAUCAGGGUACCUCUCCUGGUCUCAGUUAUCAUGCUUUUGAUGUGCCUGUAUCUCGUGGUAGCCCCCUUUCUGAGCGGUUUUCGGAUGGAGUAUAUUUUUGCGUUCGCUGUCCUCGCGGCCGGAGUUCUGUUGUAUUUCCUUUUUAUCUACUUCCGCCUCGCUAUUCCAGGAAGUGGAAUGGUUUACUCAUUUCUCCAGUUGCUUUUAGAAGUUUCUCCACCUUCUCAACUCACAGAUUGAUACCACAUUCUCCAACUCGGAGACUAUCAAAAUCUAAACUUGAAUACUGAUGACACACCUCACUGCCGAUGCACACAAUCUCAACUCAAUGGCUCAUGCUGCAAUCUCAGCUCACAAUGAUGUCACAAUUUCACCUCGAAACACAAUGCCACAUUCUCAACUCACAAUUAAUGCCACCUCUAUCAGGCUGAUGAUGUCAUAUCUCAAUUCAAAAAUGCCACAAUUUCAACUCAAAGACUGAUCAAUGCCAAAUUCUACGAAAAUCCUCAAUGUACGAGUCUUGGUGUGUACGAAAAUCCUCCAUGUACGAGUAUGAUUUUGUAUCUCUUCUAUGAGUUUAGCAUUGAAAUGAUAUAUAAAAUGACUGCUUAAAUAAUUAA